AUGUUUGGCCAAUCUAUUGUUCUUGCGGCCGUUUGUCAGCUUUUGACCCUGACAGCUGCCCUCCCUACAGAGUCUGAUUCCCUUUCCCAGCGUCCCAGUAUUGAGGUGACACCUCAAGGCGCUUUCAAGCCUUUUCCGUUCUCCCCUGCAAGGCACAAGACUUGCCAUAUCAAAUCCCAUGGAGAUGGGAGUGAUGACUCCAAGUACAUCCUCCGUGCGUUUCGCAAAUGCAGCCCGGGUGGUCGCGUUGUUUUCGACAAAGACAAGGUGUAUACCAUUGGCAAGGCGAUGGAUAUCAGAUUUCUGAAGCGGGUUGACAUUGAUAUCCAAGGUAAAAUCGUCAUGACCAAUGACAUCGAUUAUUGGCUGGCCAAUUCCUUCAAGUACGCCUUCCAGGACAGCUCAAGCUUCAUUCAAAUUGGAGGCGCCGAUAUCAACAUCUACGGCGGCGGGGAAAUCGACGGCAACGGUCAGGCCUGGUGGGACGCCAGGAUGAACAACAAGACGAUCCAGCGUCCUAUCCUGGUCACGUACAUGGAUUUCCAUGGUGGAUCUGUGUCCAACAUCACCCUCCGCAACUCACCGAACUGGUUUCAAUUGGUGUAUAACUCGAGCAAUAUCGUCUUUGACAGCAUGUAUCUCAAUGCUUCAUCAAGCAAUAGCAAUCCGACAGCUAAUUCAGAUGGAUGGGAUACGUAUCGGUCUGAUAACAUCGUAAUCCAAAACUCUCGCAUUUUCAACUCGGACGGUGAGUCACUGUAUCCGUUCGAUGAUGGUGAUCUUUCUGACAUGGUUAGACUGCGUAUCAUUCAAGCCGAACAGUACGAACAUCCUCGUGCAGGUAAUAUCUCACAAGCGUACGUUACCAGACCAGAACUGAUCAUCUCUGGCAAGAAUCUGUACUGCAAUGGUUCCCAUGGUAUUUCCGUCGGUUCUCUUGGCCAAUACGUCGGUCAGGUAGACAUUGUGGAGAAUAUUCUGGUCUAUAAUACUUCCCUGAACAAUGCCUCGGACGGCGCUCGUAUCAAAAUCUGGCCUGGAGCAAUUGGCAACUCCACCAAUACUGGCGGCGGCAGUGGCUGGGUAAGGAACGUAACCUACGAUGGCAUGCACAACUAUAACAACGACUGGGCCAUUGAAAUGACUCAAUGCUACUUUGCGCCUAAUCAGACAGCUUGCAAUGAGCACCCGGCUUCGCUCAUUAUCGAGGACGUUCUGUUCAAGAAUUUUGACGGCACUACCAGUAGAAAGAGGGCGCCUUAUAUUGCUACACUUGUCUGCUCUAGCCCAGAUGUAUGCAAGAAUAUCCGCACUGAGAAUAUCAAUGUUAUCAGUCCAUCCGGCACUGACGAUGCUAUUUGCACUAAUAUGGAUCGUUCCCUUCUCGACCUCCGCUGUACCAAGGGUUGA
Messenger RNA from Aspergillus lentulus, 1410 nucleotides. NCBI's taxonomy places the organism in Eukaryota, Fungi, Ascomycota, Eurotiomycetes, Eurotiales, Aspergillaceae. The record is from RefSeq and is a predicted model, not a curated record.